UGUCCCCCUAAUCCGCAACAGGAAGUUUACGUUUGGAGGUCAGAUUGCUGUAAGGUGACCGGUCGACGUUUCGGUGUUUCUUCUAGUUUAGCAAGAAUGACGGGGGGAAAUUAUGAGAUACCCGACUGGAAAACUUACAAAUGGCAGGGAAUUCCUGAACUAGAAGAAUACCAAAAACUGUUAGCCAGGGAAGGUCUGAAAGACCCAUGGAUCCGGAAUGAAGUAUGGAGAUAUCAACCGGAAAUCCCACGACUAAUGGAUGGUGUAAGAUACUCAUUUUUUCGGGGGUUUAAAUAUGCUGCUGCAGCCAUGGUUGUCACGAUAUUGGUGGAUAAAUUGGUUUUAAAAAAAAGAGGCGGCCAUGAUGAUCAUCAUUAGAUGUAGUUAAUAUGUUUGAAUAUCAAUGAUCCGCGUAUAAAAAGUGAUAGACUAAAGACAAUAUGAGUUCACCUAGUGGUGUGGUGAUAAACAACAACUAGAAAUAAAUUUAUUGGAAUAUUU
Messenger RNA from Patella vulgata (common limpet), 501 nucleotides. RefSeq names its product NADH dehydrogenase [ubiquinone] 1 beta subcomplex subunit 3. The record is from RefSeq and is a predicted model, not a curated record. The transcript is spliced from 2 exons. Bases 97 to 378 code for a protein of 93 amino acids. Gene Ontology annotation, biological process: electron transport chain; mitochondrial respiratory chain complex I assembly. NCBI's taxonomy places the organism in Eukaryota, Metazoa, Mollusca, Gastropoda, Patellidae. Gene Ontology annotation, cellular component: mitochondrion.